AUAAACCCUGUGACAAGAAUAGGACAAAGAAUGAUCUGAGUUUCAGUAGACAAUAACAUAAUGUUAUUUGACUAUUUUAUCAUGUUCUCAGUGUCUUACAGCAUGACACUAUAGAGAGUAAAACAGUUUUCUUGCUUCUAUAUUAGUGUAUAUAAGACUUUGGCAGAUUUACUUUCAACUGUUAUUGCAUAUUACUAGAAAAAUAAAAUGUUCAGAUAGAGGAUCAGGUUUUCUAGCCUAUUUGAGAAUUGAUUAAAUUCUUUAAAUGCACAGCUGUUUAUCUUUGCUUGGAUUUCAGAAUGUUAUUCACAAAAUGACUGUGGAAUUUAUUGGAAACAAACCCUGUGCUUUGGAGUCUAGAUUUUUCCUGGAUGAUGUGAUCAAAUGGUUGCAAACUGUCACUGCCUCUUCAGAGAAGAACAAACUCUAGCCAGCUCUGUACUAACUUGACUGGAAUCAUGACACAGUUCUACUCUGCUGCAUUAGUCCAGCUGUUGUGCACUAUGACUGUGCUGUUCCAAGUGACUUUGUCAGUGGAGCAUGUACCUAUGCUGCUUUGGUCAACUGGGAGGCCACAGUGGGAUCCAAACACUGCUUUGCAUGAAGGACACAUUAUAUCAACGCAGGAGCUGGCUGUUCUUUUGCAACCUGUUCUUACUCAAAAUUCUAAAAACCUCAUCUUGAUUGUUCAAGAUACGCUAAGCAUAGAUGAUUUCACAUAUUACAGUGAAACCUGUGGUAACAAGAAACCAUUUGAAAACGUUCAGGAAAUUCUUCAGUCUUCUCCUUCAUCCUUAGUUUUGCCUGCUGUUGACUGCAAGGCUACCCGGUAUCUUUUGGGCUUUCUCCAGGAGUCCGCGCAUUGGAAGUUAACAAACAUAACUAAUCUUGAUAUCUCCCAACUAGAAGUGAAUACAUCUAAACCAAACCUGUUUGUGGUACAGCUGCAAACGUUUGUCAGUAACUUCAAUGAUAUUUCUACCGUGGAAGCAGUUGCUGAAAAUGAUAAAAUAAUUGGAAGACUGAUGAUGGGUCUACAAGAACGAGGAAUUCAUUUUUCAGUAAUUUAUACUGCAAUGAGACCUUCAAGGAUUUCUAGAAGAACUGAUGCGACGUGGCAAUUAGGACGACAGUUAAUGGCCACUGAGGAGGAAGACAGUUUAUCAAAUCCUGUACUGAAUGUGACUAAUGGAAAUUAUACGUGCAUCCUUUUUUAUGCUAGUAAUUUCAGUCUCGUGGCCAACUCUUCAGUAUUAAUAGAUUUGACAAAUAUAACAUUUAUAGAUCAGAAUGUGGACAUUUCCUUCUCGGAGUGCUCAGACACCAACUCAACAUUGUCAUUAAAAUACACAAACCCAGUGAAUGGAAUCAACAGUCUGGAGAUAAGAUUUGUAAUGACCAACAUGUUCUAUGGAGGCUCGGCUAGAAACUGGUCCACUUUAGAGUCAGUUGAGAUUGUACAAGAUGAUAAUAAGUCUGUGAAGUUUAAUGUUUCUGACAUCUCUGCUCCCGCAGAGUAUUCAUUUCAUUGCCAGCUGGUGGGAACAAGCAAUCUUUAUCCUGCAAGGCUGAUUCCAUUCAACGAUGAAGCCAAAAAAUGGGAUGUUUUCAUUUCCAGGUUCCAACUUCAAGGCUUCAACAUUGAAAACAACCAAUUUUCCUAUGCGAGCGACUGUACAAGUUUCUUCACUCCUGCCAUCUGGAUGGGCUUGGUGACCUCUGUGAUUCUGCUGUGGAUCGUGGCCUAUGGCAUCCACAUGAUCAUGCAGCUCACAACAAACAGCAGAUUUGAUGAUCCCAAAGGUCCAGCCCUCUCAGUUCCUCAGACAGAAUAGGAGUGGACUGAGUUAAUGCAGCUUCAGCUCUUCCUGGUCUGAUAUUUGCAGUUUUAUAACCUUUCUACUCUGCAAUAAAUGUAACCUGAAGAAAUGCUGUAGCAGUAGGAAGGGAUAUUUAAGCCAGAUAUAAAAAGGAUCCUUUUGCUUGGCAACAGUAAUAGUUGUGUGUUUUAGUUUUGUAUUAACGAACAUCAGUUCAUUAAUAGUUAUUUUUGUUAAGGCUCUGAGAUGAGACUGUAGAAGUUACUGCUCUGUCCAGCUGUUAGAAAGACCAGUACGAAUUUCUAUCAAAUUAAAUAUUAUUGUCAAAGAAAGGAUAUCACAACAGAGCUACACUGGAACUAUUUAUAAGUUAUUUAUUCACUAAGACUUUAUAUUGAAAUCACUGAAGUCUCUUUAAAUCAUCUUUAAUAAGAAUAACAUGUUAACAUUACAACUUAAGAAGCCUGAAUUGUGUCUUCUCAGUUUUUCCCCGGCAAAAAUCACACAGAAAUGUAAAGAACUAGUAAACUACAAGGCACUAAAACAAAUGAUCUUGGAAAGUUUUU
Nothoprocta perdicaria is the source of this 2386-nucleotide messenger RNA. RefSeq names its product ATPase H+ transporting accessory protein 1 (gene ATP6AP1). The transcript has 11 exons. The coding region runs from base 459 to 1835 and encodes 458 amino acids. The record is from RefSeq and is a predicted model, not a curated record. Lineage: Eukaryota; Metazoa; Chordata; Aves; Tinamiformes; Tinamidae. Gene Ontology annotation, cellular component: proton-transporting V-type ATPase complex.